CCCGCCAGGCCGUGCACACCUGCGCCGCGCGGCCCUUGUCGCGCACCUCCAGGGCGCCCCGUCCCGGCGGCCGGCUCCGCGGGGGCUGCCCCCGCAGCCCACCAUGACCGGGCCGAGGCUGGCCCUCGCCGCCGCGCUCCUCUGCAGCUGCACCUCGCCGGUGGCCGACGCCAACUCCUGGUGGUCUUUGGCCAUGAACCCCAUCCAGAGGCCUGAGAUGUACAUCAUCGGCGCCCAGCCGGUGUGCAGCCAGCUGCCGGGGCUGUCCCCCGGGCAGCGCAAGCUCUGCCAGCUCUACCAGGAGCACAUGGUGUUCAUCGGGGAAGGGGCCCGCAGCGCCAUCAAGGAGUGCCAGUACCAGUUUCGGCAGCGGCGGUGGAACUGCAGCACGGUGGACAACACUUCCGUCUUCGGGAGGGUGAUGAAAAUAGGCAGCCGGGAGACGGCGUUCACCUACGCGGUGAGCGCGGCCGGCGUGGUGAACGCCAUCAGCCGCGCGUGCCGCGAGGGCGAGCUGUCCUCCUGCGGCUGCAGCCGCGCCGCCCGCGCCGCGCGCCCCAAGGACCUGCCCCGGGACUGGCUGUGGGGCGGCUGCGGGGACAACGUGGAGUACGGCUACCGCUUCGCCAAGGAGUUCGUGGACGCCAAGGAGAGGGAGAAGAACUACGUGAGGGGCUCCGAGGAGCAGGCCCGCAUGCUGAUGAACCUGCAGAACAACGAGGCCGGCCGCAGGGCCGUCUACAAGCUGGCGGACGUGGCCUGCAAGUGCCACGGCGUGUCGGGCUCGUGCAGCCUCAAGACCUGCUGGCUGCAGCUGGCCGACUUCCGCAAGGUGGGCGACCUGCUCAAGGAGAAGUACGACAGCGCCGCCGCCAUGAGGAUCAGCCGCAAGGGCAAGCUGGAGCUGGUCAACAACCGCUUCAACAUGCCCACCCAGGAGGACCUGGUGUACGUGGACCCCAGCCCGGACUACUGCCUCCGCAACGAGACCACGGGCUCGCUGGGCACGCAGGGCCGGCUGUGCAACAAGACCUCGGAGGGCAUGGACGGCUGCGAGCUGAUGUGCUGCGGCCGGGGCUACGACCAGUUCAAGAGCGUGCAGGUGGAGCGCUGCCACUGCAAGUUCCACUGGUGCUGCUACGUCAAGUGUAAAAAGUGCACAGAGAUCGUCGACCAGUACGUCUGUAAAUGAAAGGAGCCGCCAAAGCAACAAA
Messenger RNA from Ficedula albicollis (Collared flycatcher), 1214 nucleotides. It is a transcript of the gene WNT5B, whose product is annotated as Wnt family member 5B. The transcript has 6 exons. The coding region runs from base 104 to 1192 and encodes 362 amino acids. Gene Ontology annotation, biological process: multicellular organism development; canonical Wnt signaling pathway; cell fate commitment. Gene Ontology annotation, cellular component: extracellular region. Gene Ontology annotation, molecular function: frizzled binding; cytokine activity. The record is from RefSeq and is a predicted model, not a curated record. Lineage: Eukaryota; Metazoa; Chordata; Aves; Passeriformes; Muscicapidae.